AUGUCCCUUCUCUUCACCGUCCGCCUUGGCAUCAGCCCUUGUCCUACAUGUAUUAAUGGAAGCCGAGUCGUGGCUUCGAUUAACAAUGUCACGUUUUUUAUGCCGGAAACGGAUCUACUUCAAGCCCAUUUCUUAAACUUCAAUGGGGUUUUCAGCAGUGAUUUCCCUGGAAAUCUUCCUGCUCCAUGUAGCUACACAAAUAACAACUUGGCGACCAAACGAGGGAAGAAACUGUACAGAUUGGAUGGAAGCCGAGUCGUGGCUUCGAUUAACAAUGUCACGUUUUUUAUGCCGGAAACGGAUCUACUUCAAGCCCAUUUCUUAAACUUCAAUGGGGUUUUCAGCAGUGAUUUCCCUGGAAAUCUUCCUGCUCCAUGUAGCUACACAAAUAACAAACUUGGCGACCAAACGAGGGAAGAAACUGUACAGAUUGGAUGGAAGCCGAGUCGUGGCUUCGAUUAA
Molecule: messenger RNA, 462 nt
Organism: Hibiscus syriacus
Lineage: Eukaryota; Viridiplantae; Streptophyta; Magnoliopsida; Malvales; Malvaceae
Product: laccase-16-like
Exons: 1
Coding region: 1-462 (153 amino acids)
Molecular function (GO): oxidoreductase activity
Source: RefSeq, a predicted model, not a curated record